Messenger RNA from Halichondria panicea, 6933 nucleotides. Its product is annotated as dnaJ homolog subfamily C member 13-like. Bases 111 to 6800 code for a protein of 2229 amino acids. Gene Ontology annotation, cellular component: endosome membrane. The transcript has 51 exons. The record is from RefSeq and is a predicted model, not a curated record. NCBI's taxonomy places the organism in Eukaryota, Metazoa, Porifera, Demospongiae, Suberitida, Halichondriidae. Gene Ontology annotation, biological process: receptor-mediated endocytosis; endosome organization; regulation of early endosome to late endosome transport.
AGAUAGCUUUAUCUGAGAGCCAUCACAUGAUUUCAUUGCUAGCCUAUAGCUUCUAAACAAGCAAGGGUCUUGACUGUACUGAUCUAUAGCAUGUAGAAGGGGUUGCAACGAUGGCUGGAAAUGAAGACAGAGCUAAAUUUUAUUGCACAAAGCACUCCUGGAGAGGAAAGUACAAACGUGUGUUCUCCAUAGGAACCACAGCUGUAACCACGUACAAUCCCAACACUCAUGAAAUCACUAACCAGUGGGCAUACAAUGAGUUUGUGGCGAUUGCCCCUAGUCCAAAGGCCACUAACGAGUUUCUUAUAACUGUGAGGAAGAAGAAGGGAGCCAGUAGCAACACUCAGAUGACCUUCUCCAGUGACUAUCGUGCUGACAUCAUCACCGAGACACUCAGGUUCAGUCCAUUGUUUUGUGAUGCCGGACGAUUCAAAGAAAAGAAAUUUGAUGCUUCGAAGUACCACUGGAGUGAAUCCAAAGUCAAAAUUCAGCUCUUGGUGCGUCGGCACUGUGUGUCACAGGUCAACUUGGCGGGUCACAACCUGGCCGACUAUGACUACAAGGACAUCGAGUUCAUCUCCAAGGUGUCAGAUCACCCUGGAGGUGUUAUACUCGCCACUGGAAACUUCUCUAGACUGCACAUGUUCUUCGUAGAGAACAGGGAGGAGUUGUUGAGGGCUAUUCAGGUGGCAGGCACGGAGAACGUGGGAUACCACAUCGCUGUACACAGAGACACUAUGUCACUCAUGGACUUCCUGGAGAAGAGGCUCGGUCGCUAUAGCGAUGACGACUCCAUCACUUCCCUCACAGAGUUCACAGUUCAGAAGCACUGCAUUAGACACCACGAUCCAGUUCAGCGAACACUGGCCCUGUCCGAGACGUGUGUGAUUGAGAGGGACCCUGCCACUUACCAAAUAGCCACCAUCAAGCCUCUUUGUGAUGUGUUUGCUCUGGUCCGGUAUGCCGACGACCCACAGCGGUUCAGCAUAGAGUACAACACAGGUGCCGUGAGACGCUACUCUUCCACUGACAGAGAUGCUCUCCUGUGCUCUAUCCUGGACGGUGUGCGUGCCAGUGGUAACCGUGACAUUUGUGUCAAGAUGGAGCGCACUGAUCGAGGCCAGCGACUCGGGCCACUCCACUUGCCCAUAGACGAGGAGGUGGAGAGCCAGUAUCUCAAGUACAUCUACAACACGCCUCAGGGCAUCAAGUUCUCGGAGGCCGUGUGCAAGUUCAAUGCCAACGUGGGAUACAGCGGACUCAACCAUGCAGUCACUCAGGAUGGUCUGUUUGCCGAGAACAAGGAGAAGCUCAUCAAUGGCGCUCUCACAGCACUGCUGCUCAGGGAGGAUGGCAGAGGGAGUGUCUCCAUAUCUGAGCUAGAGGGGCAGUUUCACGCCCUCAGGCGAUUGGUCGCCUCUAAGGCCGGCUUUGAGGCUUUCACUACACUACCAAACUUCAGGGAGAUAGUGGGUAAGAAAGUGGUGAGGGCGCUCAAGCUCAAGGACGACGGGAUCAGUCACGCUUGUGUGGACUUCCUGUGUGCACUCAUGCAACCCAUGCACGACAACUUUGACAUUCGUCAGGAACAAAUGAACAAACGUUCCCUCCUCUCUUCAACCGGCUUCUUGGAGCUGCUGCUGGAACCUCUCAAACUCCACGUGAGACUGGGAACUGGAGCUCUGAUCAUCAGCGCUGUACUGGACUUCUUCACAUUUGCCAUCUGUCCUCCAUACAGUGAGACAACGGAUGGAGACAAAUUUGACCUCGUGUUGGAGUUGAUCGCUGGGAUGGGACGCGUCAUCUUCAAGUUGUUCCAGCACCCGUCACUUGCCAUUGUGAAGGCUGCAGGUCUCAUCAUGAAGUCCAUCAUUGAGGAAGGAGAUGAGGAGACGGCCACCAAGAUGCAGGAGCUGGCUUUAGCGGAGGGUGCUCUCCCCCGCCACCUCCACACCUCCCUAUUCACCUCUAGUGCCGACAACCGCCUACUCACUCAUCGCCAGCUCAGCAGACAUCUCGUCUCCCUGUGGAUCACCGGCAACAAAACUUCCACUGAACUCAUGCGAAGGAUACUGCCACUGGGUCUGAUGCAGUUCCUGGAGUCGGACGAGACCGUGUCAGACGAUGAGAUUGACCGUAUGCACAUCAGAGAUAACCUCAAGGCUGUCACAACCAUCUCCCGGCGUCGUAUCGGUGUGUUGGAGGGUGCUCUGAUCCACUGGCGGUCCAGGCUUCGCCCUAAACCACAGAAGGACCUGGCCAAUCAGCGACCUGUCACACUGCGGAAGAGGCGAGAGAACGUCAAGAGUGAGGCUAACUGGAAAUUAUUCUACCACAAGUUUGCCUGCGACCACGCCACUUCCGCUCUCAUCUGGAACUACAAGACGAGAGAAGAGCUCAGGGAGGCACUCGAGAAUGAGAUACGAUCUUUCACCGUUGAUAAGGACCUGAGUGGGAAGUUAGAGAUCUCCUGGAAUCACACCGAGUUCGAGGUCCGCUAUGAGUGCCUCUCGGAGGAGAUCAAAAUAGGUAACUACUACCUCCGACUGCUACUGGACGAGGGAGGGGACACCAAGUUUGUGGACCCUCACGUGUUCUUUAAUGACCUCUACCAUCGGUUCCUCCUCUCACCCAAGCCAGCAAUGAAGGCCAUGUGUCUGCAGGCCAUGGCCAUUGUCUACGGACAAUGCUACGAAGAGAUUGGGCCAUUCAACGACACUGAGUUUGUAGCGCGGAAACUGGAACAGUGUGUGGACAAGACGGAGAGGGACCGCCUCCUGAUGUUCAUUGACAAGCUCCUCCAUCACAAGACCAACGUCAAGUUGUUCCUGGAUGCCAACGGUAUCCGAGUGUUGGUGGACCUGGUCACUCUGGCUCACCUGCACACCUCACGGGCACACGUACCAUUACAGAGUCUGGCCAUAGAAGCAUCACCUGAUCUGGACAGGGACUCAGAGAAGGAGUGGUACUACACUGGCAAGGACAAGGAGAGACAAGGGCCCUACUCAUUCAAGGAGAUGAGGGACCUCUGGACUGAGCAAGAGAUACACCAACGAUCCAGAUGCUGGGCUCAAGGUAUGGACGGUUGGAAGCCGGUGGAGCAAAUAGCACAGCUCAAGUGGAGCACGCUGGCCACGGGGUCGCCUCUGCUUAACGAGUCCGAGAUGUCCUCCCUCAUUCUGAGUAUGUUCACUAGGAUGUGCAAGUUCUACCCCUCCAGGGACGGGGAUGGUGCUGUGGUGAGACCACUCCCUCGUGCCAAACGCUUCCUCUCGGAGGCUAACACUCUCCCACACAUCGUACAGCUCUUGUUGACCUUUGACCCCAUUCUAGUCGAGCGGGUAGUCAUUCUCAUCAACAUCAUACUCGAGGACAACCCCAACCUCUCGCGUGGUUUCUCCACUGGUGUGUUCUUCUUCAUCAUGAUGUACACCGGCUCCAACAUUCUCCCCAUUGCCAAGUUCUUGAAGUGCUCCCACACCAAGCAGUCCUUCCGGCCGGAUGAGUCUGCCACCUCUGACAUCAUGCUGCGUAGCAUCCUGGGACAGCUGAUGCCUGAGGCCAUGGUCUGCUUCCUGGAGAAUUAUGCCCCCGAGAAGUUCAGUGAGAUAUUCCUAGGGGAGUUUGACACCCCUGAGGCCAUCUGGAGCAGUGAGAUGCGACAACUGAUGAUCCAGAAGAUAGCUGCUCACAUUGCCGACUUCACUCCUCGCCUGCUUAGCAACACCAGAGCUACUUACCAGUACUGUGCAAUGCCAGUAGUCCAGUAUCCUCAACUGGAGAACGAGUUGUUCUGCAACAUCUACUACCUUCGCCACUUGUGUGACACUGUCAAGUUCCCCGACUGGCCCAUCAAAGAACCAGUGAAACUGCUCAAAGACGUGCUGCAAGAGUGGAAGAAGGAGGUUGAGAAGAAGCCUCCGGAGAUGUCAGUCGACCAGGCCUACGACACCCUCGGCCUCAAGACUGGCGUGGGAGGACAUGAAGAAUCAGUGAUUAGAAAAGCCUACUUCAAGCUGGCUCAGAAGUACCAUCCUGACAAGAACCCCGAUGGAAGGGAUAUAUUCGAGUCUGUGAACAAAGCUUACGAGUUCUUGUGCUCCAAGUCGGCCAAGAGGACGGAGGGACCUGACCCGAUACGCAUUGUGCUGCUGCUGAAAACACAGACCAUUCUAUUCACGAGAUACAAAGACAUCCUCCAACCGUACAAGUACGCUGGCUACCCGAUGCUUAUCAAGACCAUCAGCCUGGAGUCGACAGAUGACGACCUGUUCUCCAAGAGUGCCCCCAUCCUAACAGCAUCGAGUGAGGUGGCCUUCCAUACAAUGAACACUAGCGCUCUCAACGCAGAGGAGCUGCAGAGAGAGGAUGGCAUUGUGGUGCUUCAGAGUGCGUUUGCACGUUGCGUGAGUGUGCUGUCCCAGUCGAGCACUCCUGAGGAUAUGGCAGUGGAGGUGUGCACACACAUCUGUCGCUGCUAUCGAGUCUCCGCCCAGUUUGAAAAGUGUCAGGAGGCUAUCGUCGAAGUGCCAGAUAUUAUACGAGACGUGUGCAGAGUCCUGUACUUCAAGCAACUGACGAAGCUAAACUGUGUGGCUGCUCAGACAGUGGCAGCCUUCGCAGUAGACGAGUGGCUACAAACCAACCUCCUUCACAAAGGAGUGCUGUUCCAUCUCAUGAUUUUCCUCUUUAACUAUGACUACACACUGGAUGAGGGAGGUGUCGAGACCAGUGAUGAGUCCAAUCAACAAGAAGUGGCCAACAACCUGGCUCGCCUGUCUAUAGAGGCUGUCGCACGGCUGGGUGGAUACAAGUUUGGCAGUGAGAAAGACUCCACUCCCGAGAACCCAGACAUCAAGAAGGUGUUAGUGUCUCUACUCACUCCCUAUCUCACCAAAAAGAUCUCAGAGCUACCCACAAACGAGUUACUGAAGCUGCUGAACAGUAACAGUGAGAACCCGUACCUGAUCUGGGACAACCGGACACGCACAGAACUUACCAAGUACCUGGAGGAACAGCAGAAGAGCAUUAUCAGAUCGGGAGAGUGUGACAUGACGUUCGGGGCGGAUUUCAAGUACGACACGCUAAAGGACGAGCUGGUUAUCGGGGAGAUCUACGUCAGAGUCUACAAUGAGCAGCCAACCUACGUUCUUGAGAACCCCAAGGCGUUUGCGACAUGUUUGCUGGAUUUCAUUGGCAGCAACGCCCAGUACCUCUAUUCCAAGAUGGUGAUGACCAGCUCUGACGUUGACACCAGCAAAGAUGGCCAGCAUGCCAACAGGCUCAAACAGGUUGAGAUGGCCCUAGAGGCGCUGUACAACGUGAUCCAUAACAACGCAGGAGUGGAGACACAGUGCAAUGGACAUUUUAAACUCCUCUUCUCAUUCUUCAGAUUCCAGGGUGCCAAGAAGCUGCAAAUGCUCACUCUCAAGUUGGUGUCAAGCGUGACAGGGAACAAAAGUUGUGUGUCCAGCAUUGCAGAGUCCAACGUCCUGCAGUACCUCUUACUGGUGCUCUACAUGCUUCCCACUUCCCAUGAAUUGGUACUGGAAGUGUUCCAAGCCCUCACUUCAAACACUCAGAUUGUCAAGGAGAGCAUUCAAAAAGGUGCCCUGAUUUACCUCCUUCAGUUGUUCUGCAACUCUCAGAACCCGACCGUUCGUGAAGAGACUGCCUCCCUUCUUGCCAAGAUGAUCACCGACAAAUUAGUGGGUCCUAAAGUGAGAAUUGUCCUUUCCAAGUUCUUACCUCUCAUCUUCAUGGACGCCAUGCGAGACAACUCUGAGGCCAGCGUUCACAUGUUCGAGAACAAUCAGGAGAACCCGGAGCUGAUUUGGAACGACGAGGCCAGAGAGAAAGUGUCGGGAGUAGUGUCUAAAAUGAACAAGGAGUUCUUCCUCAAGCAGAAGGAAGACCCCGACACUCUGUGGAGGUUGCCCGACAAUUUUGAGGUGGUCUAUUCACAGGUACAAGGGGAGAUCAUGGUGGGCGGAGUCUUCUUAAGGAUAUUUAUAUCGCAGCCUACUUGGGUUCUGAGGAAACCAAAGGAGUUUCUGAUAUCACUACUCGACAAGUUUGGACAGCUCUCACAGUCUGCUCAUCCUGAUGGAGAGAUCCUGGAAACAGUGACAGAGGCUUGUGUUUGUCUCUUUACUGCCCAACCAUCACUAGCGGACCAGGUUCCACCGCUGGGUCACAUUCCCAGGAUCCUGGCCCGAAUGAAGGCUGACAACGAAGUUAUUCCAAAAGCUUGUCUUCAGGUCACGCACAUACUGGCAGACAGUGAGGUUUGUGUGCGAACGAUGUCCAAGUGUGACACAGUGGUUCCGUUGAUCUGUGCCAUGAAGAAGAGGAAAGACAGUGUACACGUUGCCGCAGAGACCAUCAAAAAGCUAUAUGACCUCAUGAUUCCCGAGCUAGUGGUACAGGCCGUGAAUGGAGAGUUGAUCCCGUUCCUACUGAAGCUGCUUGAGGAUCCUCUGUCUGAGUGUGACAAGCCGUCAGCCGCUAAAGCACUCAUAGCUGAGUCCCUCAAAAACAUGGCUAAAGACCUUGCCAAUGGAGAGAGGAUAUUAGAGAUACUGGAAAAAUCCCCUGUGUGGUCGGCGUACAAAGACCAGAAACAUGAUCUCUUUCUCUCCAACACGACUGUAUCUGGUUACCUUACGGGUCCGUCUGGCGUAGCUGGUUACCUCACUGCUGGAAGCUCAUCGUCGGCUAACAAUGCAAACAGUUCUGCCCCACCCCCACUAGAGCCGCCGGAGGACACACCCACUGGCGAUGAUGACGAUGAUGACUAGCUGUAUCUUAGGUUGUUAUAUAAUUAUAUUUGAGUUGUGAGUACAAAAACUGCUUUCUAUUUUUAAAGUCUGUAAUAAUUAAUAAUUGUAUCGUGGAUUUUGAGGUACAUGACAUAAUACAUUUUAAUUUUGA